Messenger RNA from Serendipita indica DSM 11827, 633 nucleotides. The record is from the annotation of a GenBank genome assembly. NCBI's taxonomy places the organism in Eukaryota, Fungi, Basidiomycota, Agaricomycetes, Sebacinales, Serendipitaceae.
AUGGGAUCACGACUGGACGCUCUGAACGCUUUGGUAAAUAAUCCUAAAUAUGCGGACUAUCUCGCCAUCCUCAAGGGCGCUCGAAACGGCUUUGUCUAUGGAGUCAAAAUUCGAUUCCCGCAUGCAGUCGUGAUGGCUAUUUUAUUCGGCAGAGGAGAUUGGGCCUCUCGAGUACGCGCAAUUCUUCGUGCAACGCGUACACAUGCCGUCAACCUUGCAUCCUUUGUCGCUCUCUACAAGUCAGCCAUGCUACUCCAACGAAAGCUCAACGACGGCAAGCAGCGCAAGCUCGACACCUUUUUCGCCGGUCUAGUCGGUGGAUUUAUUGUAUUUGGAGACAGAACGGCCGUCAACGAGCAGAUUGUGCUCUAUGUCGUCUCGCGAGUCGUUGCGACACUCAUACCUCGCGCGUACCCGCCUCCUGCGCCAGGAUCCGGUGCGGCUGUUCGUCCCAUCCCACCCUCGUCCAAGCAUUUCGCCGUCUUUUCCGCUCUCGCUUGGGGCGCUGUCAUGUACCUCUUUGCGGAAAAGGGCUAUACGAUCCAGCCAGGCAUGUUCAGCUCAAUGAACUAUCUAUACAAAGACUCGGACAAAUGGGAUGGUCUAAAGACGUUGCUCUGGCAUAACACGUAG